GUUCGACGUUCGACUCGGUUCGAGCACGGUUGGCAUGCGACAAGGGCAAUAAAACAACGAGCACGACGCCGGGGCAGCACUUGGACGCGCACGGGACAAACGACACGAUGGCCGCCGCCCCGCUCGCACUGGACAAACGCGGCCUGCGCUUACGAGACGCCAACCGCCCCCUCACAGCACCCAACAAGCAGCGUGUCGUCGGCCUCGAGGUGACGCCGGACAAGGCACCCACGCUCCGCGGCGCGCGACCCGCGCCGGCCGUCGGGUUCUACGCCUGGGCCACACCGCACAAGAAGCAGCAGCCACGGACGAGGGCGAUCUCGCACCCGGCGCUGCGCGAGCCGAUCUCGAAGGCGACGCCGCUGUCGCAGGCCGUGCGCGCGGCGACGGCGCGGCGCGACGCGUCGAUCGGCGACGCGUACCGCGCGAAGCACGCGGCGCUGCGGCGGCAGAACCGCUUGUUCGAUCUGCGGUUCGACGACGCCAAACUGGGCUUUAAGAUUUGCCUGGGGAGGCGCUCCGUCGACGCACGACGCCGGUCGACGCGCCGACGCGUUUUAGUGGACGAGACGUUUCCCUCGUGCCAGGCGUUUGAUAGAUUGCGCCCCCACGACGAACUCGUCGCGAUCUGUGUGGAAGUCAAAAUUUUACGGCACGUUCGUCCUGAAUCGCCGCGUCGUGCACCCGACGCACUGGUUGAUUUCCACACAGGUCGCAAUCAACGGGGCCUUGUUAAUUGAGGUUGACGCCGAGGCCUUCGCGUCGCUCGUGGAACGCCUCCGGACGCUACCCCGGCCGCUGACCCUGACCUUCGCCGCGGGCGAGGGGCGCGAGCGGGCGUUUGCCUUGCAGCUCCGCCGGCGCGCCGCCGCGUCGUCGUUGGUGCAGACUGCACCAUUACCUGUCGCAUCAUUGCCAUCAACGCCGCCGCCGCGCCGUCGGCGCCAGGCCGCGGACGAAGACGCGGAACGCACGCAGUGCGGCCUGACGUGCUUCGGGAGCGCGUAUGUGUGUGCCUAAGUCAUCCCCAAAAGAAAUCA
Molecule: messenger RNA, 1040 nt
Organism: Pelagomonas calceolata
Lineage: Eukaryota; Pelagophyceae; Pelagomonadales; Pelagomonadaceae
Source: the annotation of a GenBank genome assembly